AUGGCAUUCAUACAACGCCUAGAAGUUAAACUUCAACGACCAAAUGCCAUAUUCGAAUCCUGGCUAGAAAAAUGGCUCGAAGAGGCUGAGAAAAAAGACAGUCGAUCUAAAUACAAAUUACGUGAAGCAUUGGAAGCUUUAAAAAUGUAUCCAUUGCCAUUGGCAUCUGGCCGGGAAUGUGCUAUUUUAAGGGGAUUUGGUUCGACACUGUGCAACCUAAUCGAUGAGGAAAUGCGUCAACAACGGGAAAAAGCCCAAACAAUUAACCUCAACAGUAGUCUCUAUGAGCAGGAUAUCAAAGAGGUAGUGGAAUCGGUGAAAAAGAGCAAAAGCAAAACAGCCCCAGUCAAGGAGAAAGCAACCAAACUCACAAAGAAACAACAGAAGGCACUCGAGGAAGAAGAGGAGCGUGUCAAACAAGUAACAAUGAGUGCUGGAUCAUUCCGGGUAAUUCUUAUCGUAGACACACAGGAGACCACUGGUAAAAACAAAAAAACUCUAGAUCAAACCAGAGGCUAUUUAGAGUCGCUGCAUGUUGAGUAUGAAGUUCGUCGUCUUACUGUUGGUGAUUUUCUUUGGAUUGCUCGUGAUAAGGAGGGUAACGAACUGGUAUUGCCCUAUAUUGUGGAGCGUAAGCGAAUGGAUGAUUUAGCUUCCAGCAUACGUGAUGGCCGUUUUCGUGAGCAAAAACAUCGCUUAAAACAUAGUGGAAUUCAGCAUGUAAUCUAUUUAGUUGAAGAUUAUGGAGACAAUGAACAUGUUGGCCUUCCUCUGGAAAAUCUCAAACAAGCACUAAGUAACACGCUAAUACACAGUCAAUUUUCCAUAAAACGUACUGAAAAUCAUCGCCGUUCAAUGACGUAUCUGCAGGGUAUGUCCCAGAUGUUGAUACGUGUCUAUAAGGAUAAAGUUCUCCUGAGUUGUGACAAAGAAGAUAUACAACCACAUAAACCUAGCCAAAGAAUGGUCGGUUUAUUGAAAUUCAAAUCACUGUAUGAAGAUUCAGCCCGCAAUGCUCUCCUGACAGUGCGUGAAGUUUUCGUACAACAAUUGUUGCAAUUACAUUCGCUGUCACUGGAAAGAGCGAUGGCAAUUGUUGAAUUAUAUCCCACACCUCGGUGUCUUAUGGAAGCCUAUGAUAAUUGUAUAACACCGGAUGAAGCAAAGAAUCUUUUGGCAAAUUUACGAUUUGGUCAAUUGGAAAGACCGAUGGGUGAAAAAAUUAGUCAAACCAUACAUGACUUUUAUCGCAGUGAGUUUUAA
Musca vetustissima is the source of this 1263-nucleotide messenger RNA. It is a transcript of the gene mus81, whose product is annotated as crossover junction endonuclease MUS81. Gene Ontology annotation, molecular function: crossover junction DNA endonuclease activity; DNA binding; 3'-flap endonuclease activity. The record is from RefSeq and is a predicted model, not a curated record. NCBI's taxonomy places the organism in Eukaryota, Metazoa, Arthropoda, Insecta, Diptera, Muscidae. Bases 1 to 1263 code for a protein of 420 amino acids. Gene Ontology annotation, cellular component: Holliday junction resolvase complex; nucleus. Gene Ontology annotation, biological process: resolution of meiotic recombination intermediates; DNA catabolic process; mitotic intra-S DNA damage checkpoint signaling. The transcript has a single exon.